Messenger RNA from Acanthosepion pharaonis, 597 nucleotides. Lineage: Eukaryota; Metazoa; Mollusca; Cephalopoda; Sepiida; Sepiidae. The record is from the annotation of a GenBank genome assembly.
AUGAAAACUUUUGGGCAUGCCCAGACAGAUAUCCGCGCAUUUUCUUUUUCAUCGCGGAUAACGAGAUUCUACUAUAGUUACAUUUCUCUUUCAUCAAUCUCUUUCUUUUAUCGUCUCUCUUUUGACUAUCCUUCUUUUUCAUUUUUCAAAUAUCUUUUUCUUCAUAUAUCUUUCACUUGUCUCUCUCUCCUUCUCUCUCUUUCUCUCUCCUUCUCUCUUUUUCUCUCUCCUUCUCUCUCUUCUCUCUUCUUCUCUCUUCUCUCUCUCUUCUCUCUUCUUCUCUCUCUUCUCCCUUCUUCUCUCUUCUUCUCUCUCCUUCUCUCUUCUUUUCUCUUCUGUCUUCUCUCUUCUUCUUUCUCUUCUCUCUCCUUCACUCUCCUUCUCUCUCCUUCUCUCUUCUUCUCUUUCCUUCUCUCUUCUACUCUUUCUUCUCUCUCCUUCUCUCUUCUUCUCUCUUCUCUCUCCUCCUCUCUCUUCUCUCCCCUUCUCUCUCCUUCUCUCUCCUUUUCUCUUCUUCCUUCUAUUAUUUCUUUUUUUCUGGUUCGUUUUACUAUUCUCCUUCCUUCACCAAUAUUUUCUUCAUUUUCCUUCCCUUGA